CCGGGCCAGGGCGCAGCGGGAGCCCCUCAGUCAGCCACUCCCCCCACCGUCCAGCCCCCGCCGUCCCCAGCCUGCAGCCGGGCCGUCGGGUGGGGGCUGACACCGCCCCUGCACGGAGGCCGGCUGCGCGCGGGGCGGGGAGCGGCGGGCGGAGGGCCCCGUGGAACCCGCCCCCUCCCGCGCGGUGGCGGUGGCGGUGGCGGCGGCGGCGCCGGGAGCUGCCCCCGAGGCCGCCGCCCGGCCCCCGCCCGCGCGUCUGCGCGCCCAGCCCGGGGCGCCGAGCUCCGCCCGCGCCGGAGGCCCCUGCGCGCAGCUCCGGGUGCCGGCAGCCGGGCCGGCCGAGGCGGUGCGGGGGUGGGACGCGGGCGGCCGCGGCGAGCGGCGCUGCCCGGGCCGGGCGCGCACGGCGGGCGCCCUGUGAGCUGCCCCGAUGUGGCAGGAGGCGAUGCGGCGCCGCCGCUACCUGCGGGACCGCGCCGAGGAGGCGGCGGGCGGCGGAGACGGGCUGCCGCGGUCCCGGGACUGGCUCUACGAGUCCUACUACUGCAUGAGCCAGCAGCACCCGCUCAUCGUCUUCCUGCUGCUCAUCGUCAUGGGCUCCUGCCUCGCCCUGCUCGCCGUCUUCUUCGCGCUCGGGCUGGAAGUUGAAGACCAUGUGGCGUUUCUAAUAACAGUUCCAACUGCCCUGGCGAUUUUCUUUGCGAUAUUUAUCCUGGUCUGCAUUGAGUCUGUGUUUAAGAAGCUGCUGCGCCUCUUCUCGUUGGUGAUAUGGAUAUGCCUUGUUGCCAUGGGAUACCUGUUCAUGUGUUUUGGAGGCACUGUCUCUCCCUGGGACCAGGUAUCGUUCUUCCUCUUCAUCAUCUUCGUGGUGUACACCAUGCUACCCUUCAACAUGCGAGACGCCAUCAUUGCCAGUGUCCUCACCUCCUCCUCCCACACCAUCGUGCUUAGCGUCUGCCUGUCUGCAACACCGGGAGGCAAGGAGCACCUGGUCUGGCAGAUCUUGGCCAAUGUGAUCAUUUUCAUCUGCGGGAACCUGGCGGGAGCCUACCAUAAGCACCUCAUGGAACUUGCUCUUCAGCAAACGUAUCAGGACACCUGUAAUUGCAUCAAGUCCCGGAUCAAGUUGGAAUUUGAAAAACGUCAACAGGAGCGGCUUCUGCUCUCCCUGCUGCCGGCCCACAUUGCCAUGGAGAUGAAAGCCGAGAUCAUCCAGAGGCUGCAGGGCCCCAAGGCGGGCCAGAUGGAGAACACAAAUAACUUCCACAACCUGUACGUGAAGCGGCAUACCAACGUGAGCAUCUUAUACGCUGACAUCGUUGGCUUUACCCGGCUGGCAAGUGACUGCUCCCCGGGAGAACUAGUCCACAUGCUGAAUGAGCUCUUCGGAAAGUUUGAUCAAAUUGCAAAGGAGAAUGAAUGCAUGAGAAUUAAAAUUUUAGGAGACUGCUACUACUGUGUAUCUGGACUCCCUAUAUCUCUCCCUAACCAUGCCAAGAACUGUGUGAAAAUGGGGCUGGACAUGUGUGAAGCCAUAAAGAAAGUGAGGGAUGCUACUGGAGUUGAUAUCAACAUGCGUGUGGGCGUGCAUUCUGGGAAUGUCCUGUGUGGCGUGAUUGGUCUGCAGAAGUGGCAGUAUGAUGUGUGGUCACAUGAUGUGACCUUGGCCAACCACAUGGAAGCUGGAGGGGUCCCUGGACGUGUUCACAUUUCUUCCGUCACCCUGGAGCACUUGAAUGGCGCUUAUAAAGUGGAGGAGGGAGAUGGUGACAUUAGGGACCCAUAUUUAAAACAGCACCUGGUGAAAACCUACUUUGUAAUCAACCCCAAGGGAGAACGACGGAGCCCCCAGCAUCUCUUCAGACCUCGCCACACCCUCGACGGAGCCAAAAUGAGGGCCUCGGUCCGCAUGACCCGGUACUUGGAGUCCUGGGGGGCGGCCAAGCCCUUUGCACACCUACAUCACAGGGACAGCAUGACCACAGAGAACGGCAAGAUCAGCACCACGGAUGUACCCAUGGGUCAGCAUAAUUUUCAAAAUCGCACCUUAAGAACCAAGUCACAAAAGAAGAGAUUUGAAGAAGAAUUGAAUGAAAGGAUGAUUCAAGCAAUUGAUGGGAUUAAUGCACAGAAGCAAUGGCUCAAGUCUGAAGACAUUCAGAGAAUCUCACUGCUUUUCUAUAACAAAGUACUGGAAAAAGAGUACCGGGCCACGGCACUGCCAGCGUUCAAGUAUUAUGUGACUUGUGCCUGUCUCAUAUUCUUCUGCAUCUUCAUUGUGCAGAUUCUCGUGCUGCCAAAAACGUCCGUCCUGGGCAUCUCCUUUGGGGCUGCGUUUCUCUUGCUGGCCUUCAUCCUCUUCAUCUGCUUUGCUGGACAGCUUCUGCCUUGCUGGAAUCCCACGCCCUGCUGCCGCUGCCAUAACUCCUCCUGUGGUCAGCCUGAAGCCCCGCAAUGCAGCAAAAAAGCCUCUCCCCUGCUCGUGUGGCUUUUGAAGUCCUCGGGCAUCAUUGCCAACCGCCCCUGGCCACGGAUCUCUCUCACGAUCAUCACCACAGCCAUCAUAUUAACUAUGGCCGUGUUCAACAUGUUUUUCCUGAGUGACUCAGAGGAAACAAUCCCUCCAACGGCCAAUACAACAAACACAAGCUUUUCAGCCUCAAAUAAUCAGGUGGCGAUUCUGCGUGCGCAAAAUUUAUUUUUCCUCCCGUACUUUAUCUACAGCUGCAUUCUGGGACUGAUAUCCUGUUCCGUGUUCCUGCGGGUAAACUACGAGCUGAAGAUGUUGAUCAUGAUGGUGGCCUUGGUGGGCUACAACACCAUCCUACUCCACACCCACGCCCAUGUCCUGGGCGACUACAGCCAGGUCUUAUUUGAGAGACCAGGCAUUUGGAAAGACCUGAAGACCAUGGGCUCUGUGUCUCUCUCUAUAUUCUUCAUCACACUGCUUGUUCUGGGCAGACAGAAUGAAUAUUACUGUAGGUUAGACUUCUUAUGGAAGAACAAGUUCAAAAAAGAGCGGGAGGAGAUAGAAACCAUGGAGAACCUGAACCGCGUGCUGCUGGAGAACGUGCUUCCCGCGCACGUGGCUGAGCACUUCCUGGCCAGGAGCCUGAAGAAUGAGGAAAUACAGGGUCCUCAAAUCUACACCUGACUGGGGGCAGCCUACAGCCCUGUAGGAAAAUGAAAGAGCUUGGUUUCAGAGCUCUUCAGACUUGGACCAGCACGGAUGGCUCCACGUUCCGUAACAGGCAUGCCAAGGAUGUUUGGAUGAUGCUCAAGGCCAGUGAUUCCUGCCUGGUAGGCUUGCAGUCUCGCUGCUGACCUGACACGGUUCUCUGGAAGGGAGAAGAGUGGACACUGAACCUUAAAUCAGAGCAUCAUCAUUCCCACUAUGAUGCUGGGAAAUGACAUGAUCGUGUCAUUCUGCUCAGCUGGCGGGCUGCAGGGUUCUCUGUAUUUAAUCACACAAUGCAGAUCUUCCUUUGGCUGUAACAUUUCAAAUUUUACUCCCAAUUUCUGUCUAAAAGGGUAAGCAAUGGGGGUGAUGGCUACUCUAGCAGCCAUUGUAAGACUUGGGGACUAAACUAUAAAAAGGAGCCCCCAGUCCCCACCACAAUCAGAGCAGCCACAUGCUGUCUCCUCAAGGACCCUGUACUCCCCCAGGGGAGGUUUGCUAGCCAGUUGCAGGAACAGUGAGUGUGGGGAGAUUCUGGAGGCUUCAGUCCCCAUGGGAACAGCACUGCAUGCAAAACACAGCCCACACAAAGGGCCUGAGCAAGAAAGAGAGGCACCAACCCCCUGCCAAAAGUUCUCAGAGUUCCCACAGUGAGUCUCAGAAAGGGAGAGUUUUGUUUGGUUCUGAAAACACAUAAUGAGGGUGUUAUAAGGAGAGCCACCUGCGUGCAUAAAGCAUAGCAAAGUCGUGCCCCUCCCUUCUGUGGAAUGUCCCCUAUGGCCGUUGGACCCUGCUGCCCUAAAGUAGCCUCCUCACUGGACAGAAGAAUCAAUUUCCUUGACCUAAUGAUGUAAUAUUAACCUUGCAAUCCCAGACCAGGUGGGGCUAAUAUUGUGUGGCCUUGCACAGCUGAAUGAUAACGGUGCCCAUGCUGUUUAAGAGUGUAGCUAUCAUCAAGGUUUCUGUCCCCUCUACAGUGUCAGGACCAAAUACUGACAUCCUGCCUGAGCUCUUUCCCUCCCUAAGGUUUCCCUGAGCAGAAGCCCUACCCCUUACUGAACCUGCAUGGCAAAGUGUGGCUGAUGCUGGGACCAAAGAAGUCCCUGCAGACAAGAGCAGCGCUUCUGAAAGUGAAGGACCACCUGCAGCACCUGCUAAACAGGCUAUUCCUGGUCCCCACACAAGCCUUCCUUGACAUCCUGGGCCCUGAGAGGUGACUGAGAGCAAAGCAUCUGUCCCAGCCCUGGCACCUCUUGGUUGUGGGGCCUCAGAGUCCUCUCAGAGACCAUUACCAAUUUUUGAAGCAAUAAUUUAGAUGAAGCUCUUAGAACUGUGCAUGGCAUGUAGUAAAUACUGUUAGCUAUCUUUUAAGCAAAUAUCCCAGAUUCAUGCAAAACUUAAGAAUCACUGCCCCUGGGAAUUGAUCAAAAGCUUUCAGAAAGGGCUCCUGCCCAACAUUUUUAGAGCCCGAAUAAAGUGGAAAACAAAACUCAAUGUAAUCACUUCGCUCCCGUUCCUGGCAUUGGAUAAAAAGCACUGUGGGCAGCGUCUGCUUUCCCAGCCCCCUCUCAGCAGGGUGGGCCAAGCCCUGAUGCUGAGUGCUCAGUGCCUCUGAAUGCAGAGGUCCCGGGGGAGGCUUCUGGGGUGUGGGGUGGAUGGGAGCAGGCCCUCAGCCCCUUUGUGUAGGUUACCCCGGCAUCCACCACACUAAUCCAUUUCCACUAAACUCUUGGUGAUACUGCUCUGUGAGUCUUCUGGAAAUAACACAGGAAAACAAGACUUUGGCAAAAGCAAAUAUAGCUAUACUUCACCAAUAUUGCCGGUUUGGUUCCAGACCUCUGCAAUAAAGUGAAUAUCACUAUCAAGCAAGUCACAAAUUUUUGCUUUCCCAGCACAUGUGAAGAUUAUGUUUACACUAUACUGUAUGUUUUAAGUAUUCAAUAGCAUUAUGUGUAAAAAAAUGUACAUACCUUAACUUUAAAAUACUUUGUUGCAAAAAAUGCUGACAUGGACACACAAAAUGAGCACAUGCUGUUGGGAAAAUGGUGCCAUUAGACUUGGUCAAGGGAGGGCAGCAGCAAACAUUCACUUUGUGAAAGACGCAAUAUCUGUGCACUGCAAUAAAGCAAGACGCAAUACAACAAGGUCUACCUAUAAGCCAAAAAAAAAAAAGGACUUGAAGUCAUGUUUUAUUUCCCUGCAUGGGAUCAGCUUAUACCUGCAUCCUUUCUGACUUAACUAGUGAAAUACUUCAUGCAUAAACAGGAUGGGAGCUGCUUCCCUGCAGAAUCACUGCCCUGAGGAUGAAUGGCCUCCUGGGACCAAAACCGACAGGUCAGGACUCUGGGAGAGACCAGGCAGGCAGUUCCAUUCCUCUCUGUGGCACAACCUGUGGUUGCUGAUGACUUUUUGAGUCCGGGGCAGGGCGUCUUUGGAUAGCCUCCACUCCAUGGCUUCUGGAACAAUCCUUGGAAAAUGGCACAGCUUAUGCCAAGACCUGCAUUAACACAGAUCAUGUCAUUUUUGCUCUCCUACCCACUGCAUCAAUGCACAAAGGAAAUUAAUUUCCCUUCAGAAAUAGGGAGUCAAGAAUGAUGUAAUCGCUGUAACAAUCAAUUCUGAAAAGGUUUUAUUUCAAUGGAGAAGUGCUCAUAGGCCUGUGCUCGGGCUCAUGGGCAUAGGGUUGGCUGCCUGUGUCUACCCUGGCUUUGCAGUGCCUCUUCUUUCUCCUGGGCACUUGUGUUACUUAAAACUUCCUGAAGCUUCUCCAUCAGCUGCUAACUGUCAUGGCCAGAUUCAGCCCACACAACCCUCAGGCUCAUCAGGAGAGUUCUGUGCACCCAGAUGGGAGCCUUCUCUCUUUCGGAAGCCUGU
Pongo pygmaeus (Bornean orangutan) is the source of this 6052-nucleotide messenger RNA. It is a transcript of the gene ADCY2, whose product is annotated as adenylate cyclase 2. The record is from RefSeq and is a predicted model, not a curated record. Gene Ontology annotation, biological process: intracellular signal transduction; adenylate cyclase-inhibiting G protein-coupled receptor signaling pathway; cAMP biosynthetic process. Gene Ontology annotation, cellular component: plasma membrane. Gene Ontology annotation, molecular function: adenylate cyclase activity. Lineage: Eukaryota; Metazoa; Chordata; Mammalia; Primates; Hominidae. The transcript has 22 exons. The coding region runs from base 431 to 3154 and encodes 907 amino acids.